AAUGUUCGAGUCGGCGCCAAACGUGGGGAGUACAUCGAACCAUUUUUCGCUAAUUAGAGAGUGCGAGCAGUUUUGGUCUAUAUGGCGCCAUGAGGGUGGACGUCGACGGGCAAGAGGCGACGCCGGCGAGCACCGAGACCACCGCUAGUAACACUGACUCCCCCGCCUCGUCACUCGAUGAUUGUGGUGUGACAGCCUCGGACGAGAUCCCAACGCCCGAAAGGGCUCUGCUGGCCAAACUGGAGGAGGAGAAUAGAAGAAUCGAGGCGGACGCGAAGAGUCUCGCCUCGCUCACACAUGUCCACAGCAGGAAGAGCUCGGAUACCUCACAGAUUUCGCUCGCUUCGGCGACAAGCUCCAACUACGAUGAGGCUCGGGUUGGCAACGGCGAGGAGGACCUCUGGAGUCUCUGGGGCCGUCUCGUGUCCAACUGGGAGACGGAGUGGAGGAGGAGGAACCAGUUCGUCCGUGACCUGGUGCGGCAGGGCGUCCCGCACCACUUCAGGGGUAUCGUGUGGCAGCUGCUCGCUGGAGUUGAUGCCUCACCAGAUAAGAAGCUGUACGCGUCGUAUAUUAAGGCUAAAUCAGCUUGCGAGAAGGUGAUCAGACGCGACAUUGCCCGCACUUACCCCGAGCAUGACUUCUUCAAGGAAAAGGACGGCCUAGGCCAAGAGUCUCUCUUCAAUGUCAUGAAGGCCUACUCAUUACACGACAGAGAAGUCGGCUACUGCCAAGGAUCGGGAUUUAUAGUCGGCUUGCUGUUGAUGCAGAUGCCGGAAGAAGAGGCUUUUGCUGUGCUAGUGAAGAUAAUGCAGCAGCACCGCAUGCGGGACAUGUUCAAGCCGAGCAUGGCCGAGCUGGGGCUGUGCAUGUUCCAACUGGAAAACCUCGUGCAGGAGCUGCUGCCGGACCUGCACGUGCACUUCCAGUCGCAGAGCUUCAGCACAUCAAUAUACGCCAGCAGUUGGUUCCUGACGUUAUUCACGACGACUCUAUCUCUACCCCUGGCUUGUCGCAUCAUGGACGUGUUCCUAUCUGAGGGCAUAGAGAUUGUCUUCAAAGUCGCACUAGCCAUGCUCACCCUGGGGAAGAAUGAUCUACUAUCACUGGACAUGGAAAGCAUAUUGAAGUACAUACAAAAGGAAUUACCUCUAAAAGCAGAGGCGGAUCAAGACGGUUUUAUGAAUUUGGCUUACUCCAUCAAAGUGAAUCCCAAGAAGAUGAAAAAGUUAGAAAAAGAAUACACAGUCAUCAAAACUAAGGAACAAGGCGACAUAGCUGUUUUGAGAUGUCUACGCCAAGAGAAUCGCCUUCUAAAGCAGAGAGUGGAACUCCUCGAGAAGGAGUCUUCGGCGCUCGCGGAAAGACUGGUCCAGGGUCAGGUAGACCGAGCUGAAGGUGAGGAGGAGACGUUCGCCCUAGCGAGGGAAGUCCAGGCCCUGAGGAGGGCGAAUGUGGACGCUCAGCAGCGGUUGGCAGUCGCCCAGGACGAGAUUAGGUCCUUGGAGAUGACCAUAGCUGAGAAUAACUCUCGUCAGUCGUCCCUCGAGGGUACAGAAAACAGCGCUAAAGGAGAGGAGUUAGCUCGGUGUCUCCAACGAGAGCUGGUCCGCGCUAGGCUGCAUGCUGCAGAGCGAGAGGCAGCCGAGAGGGAACUGACCGCUAGAAUAGCAGAACUGGAGAACGAGAACAAGAGUUUGAGAAAACAGCGCGUUGAUAACAACGUGGCGCAUCUACAGGAUGAACUGAUAGCGGUGAAACUGCGUGAAGCCGAGGCCAAUCUCUCCCUGAAGGAUCUCCGUCAGCGAGUCACUGAACUGUCAGAGUCCUGGCAGAGGCAUCUAGCUGAGCACAGACAAGAGCCGACGCCACCGCCAGCCCAGUCCACCGUGGUGUCAGACAUCAUGGCGACCCCUAAGAAGUUGCUGCGCGCCUGGGAGGGACGGUCGGGCGAUAUACAGAAGUUGGACGAGGAGCUCAUGACCACCAGGAUACGAGAGGUGGAGGCGCUGACUGAGUUGAAGGAGUUGAGGCUCAAGGAGAUGGAGCUGCGUACUCAAGUCCAAGUUUCCACAAAUCAACUGCGGCGACAGGACGAAGAGUUGAGGGAGCUAAGAGAAGCCCUAGAUGCGGCCCUGCAGAGAGAAAGGGCAUUACAGGCCCGCCAAAGGGAGUUCCAACACAAAUACACUGACCUUGAGAGCAAGGCCAAGUAUGAGUCCAUGCAGGCGAAUAUCAAGAACAUGGAAGACGCACAGAGAAUAGCUGAACUGGAGACUGAAGUUUCGGAGUAUAAACUCAAGAACGAAGUGAUGGCUACAGAAGGUGAACUUCGCAGUAACAAUGUCGACGACUCGGACCGAGUGAGGGAGAUGCAAGAGCUAGUUGCUGAAUUGAAGGCCGACGUCAUGAGAUUAGAGGCGUGGAAGGCUCGAGCGCUGGGGCGGACGCUCACCCACGCCGUCUCAGUAGAAGAGGAUUUGGAAGAAGAUGACAAGCUAAGACUUAUCCUAAGAAGAGAAUCGUCAGCAUCUCUAGACUUGAACAGAAAGAAUUCGACAACAUCGCUCGACAGUAGGAAAAACUCGUAGCAAUGUUGUAAGCCCAGUUCAGAAGUUGGCGGUUCCGGCGUCUUUAUAAUUUAGCGGUUAGCGCUGGCGGCCUUAUAAUUUAGUGGUUAGCGUUGCCAUCUUUAUAAUUUGGCGGUUAGAGCCGCCAUCUUGGCGGCUGCUUCUAAAAUAUUAAACUACAAUUUUUGCGCAAUAAUCGUUGUUAAUACACUAUUAGGCCAAUCACUGAAUAUAAGUAAUAAUAUUUAUUAAUAUUGUAACAUUACAGUGUAGUAAAACAGGGUUGCUUAAAUUCCCGAAUUCAUAUUUAGGUUAUUCAACGAUUGUAAUAAUAUAAUUAAAAUAUAUUAUUAUAGAUUCAGUGAUUGGACAUGAUUGUGUAUAUAUUUAGUUUACUGUAUUUAAUUUUUAAUAUAUAGAAAAUUUGUAUGUUUAGAACUAAAACUAUGCUUAGAACACUUACCUACUGUCAAUAUUAAUGUUCAUAAUUUCUAGCAUCAUAACUUCGAGCUCAAAGCUACUCAUUGUAUCUGAUCAUAAUGAUAAGAUGAGAAUAAAAAUAAAAAUUUUGGAGACAAUUUCAACGUCUAAGACGUCUUAAAUAGUAUCGUGACGUCGAUCUAACAUGGCGGUUUCUGCAAAAAGUGGCCGCCAUUUUAGAUAAGGUAUACGGAUUAAUUCGUACAUGGUUCCAUUUCUCCUUGUCUCUUUCGCAAACGAAUAUUAAGCAAACGUAGCAAAAUUGGUGCGCGAGUGAAAUAGACAUCGAUGGGUCAAUGUACGAAUUUCUAUGUGAUCCGCGACCGGACUAUAUAACAACAUGUGCAAUUACCGAGUUGGAAAAAUGCCUUUAAAGGCCUAAAUACGAAUUUUGUAGUGUUUGUAAUGGACAUGUCAACUGACAUAUAAUAAUGAGGUAGUCGUGUUCGUCUCAUUUUUCUAUCGUGCAAAUGUUUUGUUACGUAUAAUAUCACGUAUGUCAAAGUCAUGUCAUGACAACGCAAGUUGAUGUGUAACUUUCCUCGCGUUCCAUUAAGCGUUAAAAACGAUCAAAACGCUCAAAAUGACUCUUAUUUUGAGCGUUU
This is a messenger RNA of Aricia agestis (brown argus), 3655 nucleotides long. RefSeq names its product ecotropic viral integration site 5 ortholog (gene Evi5). The coding region runs from base 90 to 2591 and encodes 833 amino acids. The record is from RefSeq and is a predicted model, not a curated record. The transcript is spliced from 15 exons. NCBI's taxonomy places the organism in Eukaryota, Metazoa, Arthropoda, Insecta, Lepidoptera, Lycaenidae.